AUGGAACCUGAUUCACAAAGAGACCUGCGUCAACCAAUUUCCAUUCUGGAGCGGUUAGGGACAGAGAUCGGAAUUGUAGCAGUGCAACUCAGCGAUCACAUUCGACAACAUGACUACCAUCCGCCAUCUUUCGAUAUCGACACUCCUAUUCAGGUGCUCCCUUCCACUGCCAGUCAAGAGGCCCAUGAACUCCGACGCAAACUGAAACGGGAUGCAUUGGCCUUGUUUCGCCUUGCUAGCGGUCCAAGCGAAUAUACUGCUCAUGUGUCCAUGAAUCAUCAAUAUACCGUCUGUCUCCGCUACCUCAGCCAGUUUCAGAUAUUCAGUCUAGUUCCACGGGAAGGAUCAAUCUCCAUUUCUGACCUAGCUGCGACCGCCCAGGUUCCCUUACCUCAACUCAACACCGUUCUUCGGAUGGCAGCCACGGGUGGUCUUUUCGAAUUCCAUUCCUCAGAUGCCAUCGGGCACUCGGCAGCUUCUUUGCUUCACUCCAAUAGCCCUCAAUUUACUGCAUGGAAUAAUUGCGUAUCGCAAUAUGUGUUCAAUGCAAGCGCUCAGCUUCCAGCAGCGACGCAGUUAUGGGGCGACAGUUGUGAUCCCACCCACAGCCCAUUCAAUCUUGCGUUUAACUCGACAUUGCCGUUCGGGAAGUUUUUAGCCAGCAAUCCCUCCAUUGCACAAGUUAUGGGUCAGUUUGUUCAGGCCACCGAAAUGGUGGACUCUAAUGAUGUCCGGCACCUUGUGACAGGGUAUGAAUGGGGAACUUUGAAAGAGGCCAUUCUUGUUGAUGUGGCGAGUGCAAGCCUUGCUCCUAUUCUUGCGCUAGCGAAAAUAUUUCCAUCUCUAUCAUUUGUAAUACAGCCACAAGAGAAGGCAGUGACGCAGAUCAAUUCCAUUUAUACAUCCCUGGAUGACGAGCUCCGAUCGCGAAUCACUAUCAUCCAAACUCAAGCAGAUCCGAGAGCAGGCGGUACACCGAUGGAAGAAGAAAAAUCAGGCUCAGAAAGAACCCAUUCUGGUCCUAAAAUCUUUCUGCUUCGACAUGCUCUCCACAAUCUGCCUGAUUACGUAUGCCAAUCUAUUCUGAAGAAUCUCUCAUACGCAUUGCAUGCUCAAAAGCCUCAUGGUCGGAUCCUGAUCAUGGAUAUGGUUCUUCCCGAGUACGGUGAGCUAGAUCCUUACGAAGAAGCCAUGUUGCAAACUAGACAGAUGAUUCAACUGGAACUUGCCAAUGGUCGAGGACGGAGUAUGAUGCAUUGGAAGAGUUUGGUCAGUCAGGUAGAGAGUGAGAUGGGUCAAUUGGUAGUGCGAAAGGUUUCGAGGCCGCCGGGUAGCGAUCUGUCCAUUCUGGAGAUCGAGCUGGAAGCCUGA
Penicillium pulvis is the source of this 1371-nucleotide messenger RNA. RefSeq names its product O-methyltransferase. The transcript is spliced from 3 exons. The coding region runs from base 1 to 1371 and encodes 456 amino acids. NCBI's taxonomy places the organism in Eukaryota, Fungi, Ascomycota, Eurotiomycetes, Eurotiales, Aspergillaceae. Gene Ontology annotation, molecular function: O-methyltransferase activity. The record is from RefSeq and is a predicted model, not a curated record.